AGUCAAUCGGCAUCUGGAAUAUUCGCGCAGUUGAAAAGCAAAAACAAUAAACUUUAGCGCUCCUUUUUUAACAACGCGUCGAUGACGUACGCAGAGGCGGUUAUUGUUGGAAUAAAUAUUGUUUUAACAUAACGUGCAAGGCGUCUACAUUUCGCUAUGGUGAGUUUCUCGAGCCGCGGCAGCGCAGAAAGCAGUGAGCCGGUGAUUUCAGGUCAGCUGAUUCCCGGUUGAGAUCACGUGGUACGCCGCGCCGCCAGGAACUCAAGGCGCUCAAGGGCUCAAGAGCGAGCGCACUGAUACAUCGGAGAGCAAUUCUUCGACGGCCGGCGGCUUUGUUGGUUGGACGCAUCUGGUGGAGCGUGUGUGCGGUUUCAUAGGAUUUUCCAUCGCUCAAGAAGAAUGUCUUGGCAGGCGUACGUGGACAACCAGAUUCGUGCACAGGUCAGCUGCAAGGUUGCGGCGAUAGCGGGCCUCACGGACGGCGCCAUUUGGGCGAAACAUGAAGAACCCAACGUGACGAUUACGCAGCAGGAGCUGAAGACCAUCGCGGACGCGAUUCGAACCAACCCUACGGUGUUCAACGUAAGCGGAGUUCAUUUGGGCGGCGAAAAGUAUAUCUGCCUCACCGCCGAGCCCUGCCUGGUGCGUGCCCGAAGAGGCAGUUCUGCGAUGAUUGCCGUUGCGACGAACACCUGUCUCCUGGUUGCUGUCACCACAGACGGUGUUCCCCCCGGCACGCUCAACACGGUGGUUGAGAAACUAGGAGACUACCUGCGGUCAAAUAACUAUUAGUUUUACAAAGUCUGCCACGAAAUUGCACGACCCCCACCUGCCCACUCCACCCUCCCCCUUCUUACGUUGCCUCCCAAGACCCCGUGCAGCCCAAAGGAAGCCAGGCUCGACUGCGAAGAAUCCCCAGUCUACAAGCAACGUCUUUUGCAUUUUUGUUUUUCCUCUCGAACUGUUGUUGUUGGAAGGACGUUUCCUCUCGCCAUGUCUCUGUCCCUCCCCUUCUCUGGAAUGAGUAAGGGGCCACUGCUGGCCUCCUCAUUCUCUCGUCUUUUUUUUUCUUUACUGGUUUUAAGGGGUGGGGAUAUUUCUACUGAUAGGGGACAGAAAAAAAAAAGUUGCGAGCACACUGGAACUGAAUGAAGUUAAACAAUAAAACGAUGUAACAACUGUGGAAUUUUUUUACUAGCUGUAUAUUGUAGGUUUGGCAGGUGCUGUUAAAUUGUUUUCAGAUUUCCAAUGGCUUCGUUUUCUUGGAGCAUUUUGCCAGUACCCCGAUUUUUUUAUUUUUUUUUUAAUGUUCGAGUGUUAUGCGCUGCCUAAACAGAGAUGAAAAUUGUACUUAAAUUUGAAUCUCGGCAAGAGUGUGUGUGCGCGCCUCGUUUUUUCUUUUAUUUUGAAAUUAGGUGCCAUUAAAAUGUUUUUGUUUUUGUACACGG
Molecule: messenger RNA, 1448 nt
Organism: Ixodes scapularis (black-legged tick)
Lineage: Eukaryota; Metazoa; Arthropoda; Arachnida; Ixodida; Ixodidae
Gene: chic
Product: profilin-1
Exons: 4
Coding region: 400-792 (130 amino acids)
Cellular component (GO): cell cortex
Molecular function (GO): actin monomer binding
Source: RefSeq, a predicted model, not a curated record